Messenger RNA from Rhipicephalus microplus (southern cattle tick), 471 nucleotides. RefSeq lists its product as uncharacterized. The record is from RefSeq and is a predicted model, not a curated record. NCBI's taxonomy places the organism in Eukaryota, Metazoa, Arthropoda, Arachnida, Ixodida, Ixodidae.
AUGUGGAUAUUUCCUUCAGCGAAAACAUUUUUCUUUAAACUGCACACUUCUAUGCUGCCAGUGAAAACGUGGCUGAAUGAAAAAUCAAUAUACGUACCCUGGACAGUGAAUUGUAGACUCUGUAACCAAUCUGAGACUAUAGAGCUUUGUUUUAUUUAUUGUCCUGAUGCUUUUUAUUUUUGGGACAUUCAAAAAAGAACAUUAGGAAAAGAACUUCAUAUCACAGUUGACGGUAUUAGGUUCCUCCCUACCCAGAUGACUGAUAAUACUCCUUGUGACCUGUUCAUGUUGUUGGCACUUUAUUCACUAUGGAAAAGUUGCAUGAUUGAUAGACACGCCGAGCCACCAUGGUCGACGAGAUCUGUCUUCCGAGAAGCAGCUGCUCAAGUGCGCAGUGUUGUUGAGACUUUUGACCCCGUUCCGGAGUGGCUUCCCGUUUUUGACGCUUGUGUGUGUUUGCCUGACUUCUGA